Messenger RNA from Diachasma alloeum, 5737 nucleotides. RefSeq names its product protein yellow-like. The record is from RefSeq and is a predicted model, not a curated record. The transcript has a single exon. Gene Ontology annotation, cellular component: extracellular region. The coding region runs from base 316 to 1620 and encodes 434 amino acids. Lineage: Eukaryota; Metazoa; Arthropoda; Insecta; Hymenoptera; Braconidae.
CGUUCGACGCUAUGGACCGUCUAUCUAAACUGGUCUAACGCGAAAAAUCUAACUUCUGGAUUUAAACCCAUACAAACGAGGUACCGGAAUUGUCGGCGCAAGCCCGGUGAAGCGGUUGAAUAAGAUCACGCGGUUAAGAAUAGCGCGGAACGGUCUCCGGCUUCUGUUUUUAUUGCCAACGAACUCCCAUAUAAAUUCCAAAACAGCAAAAUAAAAAGUGUCAGUGGGUCCCGAAGUGAACAUUAAUAUCGAUCUCAUCUCAAGUGUCCGAUUCCACCUCAAUCGUCUCCCGGUAGCUUCUAAAAUUCUCUAAAAAUGCUGAUGAAGGCACAAAUUUUGCUGGCAUACCUGGCGAUAGCGACAGCCGCGGCGCACCAGUUCGGCGAGAGGUUCCGCUGGAAGAUAGUAGAAAUCGCGUGGCCCUCGGACGAAAUAAAAACUCAAGUGUUCGAUAGAAACGAUUACGUCCCAGUGAACAACGCGAUCGCGGGUAUCAAGGUAUGGAAAGGUAUGAUGUACCUAACAGUGCCCAGAUGGAAGCCAGGUGUGCCAGUAACCCUGGGUGUGAUACCCUCGGAGCUAAUAAUGAAGGAAAUUCCACCGAAACUCCAAGCAUACCCGACCUGGGAGAUGCAAACAGUGGGGGAUUGCCGGGCAUUUCAAUUUGUCCAGAGUAUGGAGAUCGAUCCCCUGGGACGCAUGUGGGUCCUGGACACUGGGAGAACAGCCACGAUGACCACCGAGCCCAAAGCAAGAUGCAAUCCUCGUUUGGUUAUCCUGGAUCUGGAGAACAACGGAGCCGUCUUGCGGAACAUUCCAUUCCCGGAGAGUGUCACUCCCCACAAUGAAUCCUACCUCAAUGACAUUGUUCUUGACAGCACUGACGGAGGAUUCGCCUACAUCUCCGAUACAAAUGACCGCGAUCCCGGGAUCAUUGUCUUCUCCCUGGAGAAGAACAGAUCGUGGAAAGUUAGGCACGACUCCAUGAAGAAGCAGAAGGAAGCUGAGGACUUCUUCAUCGGUGAUGAGAGGGUCAUCAAGGGAAUUCCUAUCGAUGGCAUCGCUCUGUCCCCGCUAGACGCCUACGAGAGAUACGUCUACUACUGUCCGCUGUCGUCUUAUCACCUUUACUCAGUGAAUACCGUUGCAUUGAAAGAGGAAGGCGUCACGAAUAUCGACAGGUACAUUCGGGAAGUCGGGAGAAAGAGCUCGCAGACUGACGGGAUGAUGAUGUCAGCCAAUGGAACUCUGUAUUUUGGUCUUCUCGCUGAUGACGCUGUCGCCCUCUGGGACUCGGAGAGGGACGUCUCCUUCACAACUGGCCAGAGAAUCAUCGGGAGGGAUCACGUGAGGAUGCAGUGGCCCGACAGCUUCGCUAUCGAUGACAAUGGGUACCUCUGGUGCACCACCAAUGCACUUCACAACUUCAUGCACAAUAAGAUCGAUCCCAGACAGGUUAAUUACAGGAUAUCGCGGUUGGUCAUUGAUAAUUUCAGCUAUCAGUAUCACAUGAAUGGCACGGCGCCGGAGUUACCGGUCAUCAUCGCCGGCGCUGAUGAUCGGGUGCCCGUGGCUAUUAGCACAUUCAUCUUCUUCAUCCUCGCGAUUGCUGUUCAGUAGAUGUUUAAGAUUUUAGUUGCUAUGUGGGAUGGGUGUUGAACAAUCGAGGCACUUCGGUUCUAGCUUUAAAUAGGUAUUAAGGGUUCCCGUGGACAUGAGUACGAGAAUAAUGGUCGAUAGUUUUUGCAGUUUUAUGCAAAUGUUUCUUCGAGGGUUGUGAGGAUGGGGGGGCGGUGGGGUACAUGUAGGAAAAUUCCGGGUUUCGAUUGAAGUAAGUGAAGUUUUUUCCGCCAUUUUAUCCUGGGAAAGUGAAGAAUGAGAGUGGGAUUCUCAUCGGAAAUGGAAGGAUUAAUUUCUUGAGAGGGUUUAGAACAAAGAAGCAUUUUCCAUCAUUUCACGACGGGAAUUCUCCCAAUUUGCCUAUAUGGUAUCUCUUGAAAGCGCCCCAUUACCCGUCACUCAUUGUCCAAAUAUGCACAGAGCUAUAAAUUUUUAUGGAAUAAUAAACGGUUCUCCGCACUGUUGGAAAUUUUUUGAAAAUAAAGUAAUCGCUGGAUUUGGAAUUUAAUCCAAUUUUCAAUCCCUCUAAUUGUUGUAUAGACGUGAAAAUGGGAAGCUCGUUGGAUAUUCCAACAAUCAACUACUUUGUCAAUAACAAUAUCUGUGGAAAUUUCUCGUUAAUUAGUCGUUGUUAAAAAAUUUGAGGUUUUUCGCUUGAAAUUUCAAGAGUAAUUUUCCUAACAGUGCGAGGUACUUCAUAACUUCGGGCUAUUCAGUCCCUAAAGGGUAAUUGAAAGAAAAAAGAACAAUAAUUUCCUCUCUUUAUCGAACGUAAGCAUUCGAUGGCAAUACUCGUAUUGCCCUCGAUGAGCAGUUUUUAUCGUUAGCAAUGUGGACAAUUUCCCAGUUAUCAGAAAGAAACUUGAAAUUUUAAACGAGUGAAAUGCAUCUCUACUGUCACAAUAUAGAAUAACUCUCUGUUGUCAACAAUUAAUUACUUUCGAUUACUCUUUCCCUCAGUCACACCUAGAGAUUAAACGCACCAACGAUGUCUAUUAUAAGUCGUAAUUAAUUUACCGUGAACGACAAUUGAUAUAUCGAAGCUCAAUAGCUACGAUCCAUAUUUUACCAUGAAGUGCAGCGAUACACAUUGAGAAACACGAGGGAAAUAAAAUCCAUAUGAUAAAAAGCGAUCUACGAAACUUUCUUCUUAAUUAGACUUGUUAAAAGCUUCAAGAAUUUGCGAGGUACUUCAUAACGUCGGUCUAUUCAAUCCGUAAAGAGUAAUUGAAAGGGAAAAAACAACAAAUUUCCUCUCUUUAUCGAAUGUUAAGCAUUAAAUAUUGUCCUCGAUGGGCGUUUUUUAUCGUUAGCAAUGUGGAUAAUUUCCCAAAAAUUAACCGCGAUUUUUUUUCCGGAUCAGAAACUUGAAAUUUUAAACGAGUGAAAUGCACCUCUGCUGUCACAAUAUAGAAUAACUCUCCGUUGUCAACAAGUAAUUACUUUCGAUUACUCUUUCCCUCAGUCACACCUAGAGAUUAAACGCACCAACGAUGUCUAUUAUAAGUUGUAAUUAAUUUACCGUAAACUACAGUAGCUACAAUAGCUACGUUACACAUUGGACCAUAAAGGGCAGAGACACACAUUGAGAAACGCGAGGGAAAUAAAAACAAGAUGAUAAAAAAAAUACUGUCCAGUAUAUUCCCACUAUUGUUUGCACGUGCUUUCGUAGCACGAUGCACGCAGCCGGGACGAGAACGCACAAUGGAUCUUGUCCCAGUUUUGAGGUGUGCACAAAACGCGUACGAAAUAAUAUCAUUGCGUUACUCGAGCCAGACCCCAGAAGAACCGCACGUUCUAAAUUAUUCUAAUGUCUAGCGUCACGAAAAUAAACAGCACUGGUGGUUUUCCAUGUGCUCAUGUCACGCAAGUUUGAAUGAUUAAAAUUAGGAGAGUGUACCUGACCAGAAUCUCCUACGCUGUUAGAAUAAGAUUGAAAUUGCGUGGACUUUUUAAAAGUAAUUUUCAGGAAAGCGACAUUGAAGUCCAUUUGGGAGAGAAAAAAUAAUUAAAUUUCAAAUUUUACUGGAAAUUCAAUGGAAUUUCAAAUUUUUUAGCAGUAGGAAGAUGAGAAUGCCACAAUUUACUUGAAUUUUCACUUGAAUUUUUAUUAUUUUUCAUGGAAUAAUUAAAGUGAACUUCACGUUUCGAUUAUGAAACUCCUUAAAAUUUAUAUGGAACUGUUACUUUUUAUAAAAAAUUUCCAAAAAAUAUACCGGAAAUCCAGUAAAAGUUUUUUAUUAAUUUUUUUUUUCAAAUUUUUAUGGACAGUUUAAUUGUCAUUUUUAGGAGAGCGAGAUUAAAUUCGAUGUCAAUCAUGAAAUUUUAAAUUUCAUCGAGAAUUCCCCAACUCCCGCGAAUCUCCAAUCAAAUUUACGCUGAAUUUUAAAUCAACUAAAAAUUCAAGAACAUAUUUUCAUGACUUCUAUAAAUUUUCAUUAAAUAAUUGACCUAAAAUUUGAAGUUUUCAUUGAUUUUUUUAUCAAACUGUGGAUUUUCAAUGACAAAAUUCCCUGCAAUUUCAGCAGAACGUGACAGAAAUUUCCGAUAAGUGUCCCGGAAACGUCAUAAAAAAUUGCUAUCCCAAAUCUGUUGAUCCUGUCUCACACUUUUGUCCAAACACUAAAACCAUUGAAUAGAAAUGUUAGAAAAAACGAUUGUAUAAUUAGUUGCAAGAAUGGGAAUCUUUUUUUUCAUGUCAAGACCAUGAAUAUUAUCUGAUUCGCUAGAAUUCUCUGGAUAUAUGAAAAAAUGAAAAUCUCAAUGAGAUUCUUCUGCAAUUCCUCACAAUAAUUUCUUCAUCCCCAUUUGUGUUGAUAAUUUGCCGUCUGUGGAUGAUUACGAUUGUCAACGAUUAAAAGUGUACGUGUUUGUGUCAAUGAAACCGAGUGGUAUUGUCAGUGUUUUCUUUAAUCUCAGAGCGUCAAGUGGGUAAUAAGCGAAGUGUGACACACGGCUGCUGGCUUUUUGUACUCUUGAGUGUACACAGAAAGAGGGAGAGGGGGGAGGAUAAUUCAUGCUAUACGCAGCCUUCGGGAUGAGCUAUGCUUUCACCCUGCAUUAGUGCGUUGACGGCGUCUCAAUACAGCGAACAAUGAAGAAAAUAAUACGAGAUGAUUUUUAUUCAUGAGCCAAGGAUUUCUAAAAAAUUGUGAAUGACUCAGUCAUUCUUUUGUACCCUCAGUUCUUCUCAACAAAAAAUCAGUCACGUGUGUGUGCCUGUCGAUUGAUGAUUUCACGCUACUCUCUGAAAAUUCUGAUGGAAGAUUAAUUAAGAUCCUUGGAUUUUCACGGAAAAACCCGAGAGUAAAAUAAAUAGUUUCAUCGACAGCGCACCUCAUUCAUGACCCUAUUUUUCCCAUUUUUUCCUCAUAUCUAGAAUCAAGGUGAUGGAAAAAAAAUAAAGCUGUCCAUGAAUUGAAGCAUCGAUUGGGUGCACUCAGUAGUUUAUAACUAUUUUUGAAGAGAAUACCUUCUGUGGAAAACGUUAAAGGGCGAGUACUCGAUGUACGCCAUUUAGAGAAAUAUAUUGUAAUAUUUUAUGAAACUAGAGCAGCAUUUAUCUCGUGAACAUAAAAUUAUGGAAUGAAUGUUCAUUGAAAUUUUCCGCACAAGAGGUUUUGAGUAAUUGCGCAUUUUUAAUUACUCAAGUUGUGAAUUCCACGAUGAGAAUGAGACAUUCCAUGUCAAUUCAGCCGGCUUUCAAUGCAGUAUAAUUUGGUUUCAUUACCCACAGUAAAUUUAGAAUGAAUAUCUAUGGAAAAUUAAUUACCGCGGAAUGUCUCAAAUGUUUUACAAUGUCAGUGACAUUAUGGACACUUCAUAUAAAUGUUUCUCAUAAGAUACGAGUGUGAAUGAGCAUUAAUAUAUUUUCUACGAAAUAUUAUGAAAUUAGUGGUGGUAUCAAAGAUAUAUUCGAUUGUAAAACAACGAACGGCAGUGGAAUCAAUUCUGAAAGCGUGUGAAAUUCGUGAGAGAUGUUCGAACACUUCGAGAGGCCUCAAUUGCUGGAAUAAAUUCUCCCUGAAUUCACUGCCGUUCCGCCAGUAAAACCGUACUAUUCAUGUAGCAAUUGAGUGUAAUAUUCCAGUGAAUAAAUUAUGAAUAAAUAAAUGAA